GAAACGAGGAAGGCCCGUUGACAACAGAUGGACUAUUGUGGUUCGUUAAAGAGGACAAAAGAUUUGGUUGUUUACUCUCUCCCUCACUAUGAAGGGGGGAACCAUGUCUCCCACCAGAUUCGUGCUGCUGCUCCUGAUUUUGUGCGCCGCAAGGACGGGCCUGUCCCUCAAGCUGUACAAAGCCGAGUCCCUCUUCAACUGCAUCAACGCCGCCCUCUCGGAGGCCGAGAAGAGCCUCCUGGAGGAGAACUCCCCCCUGGACAAGAGGAAUUCCGACUACCCGCCUGGGAAGGAGGCUCCCUCACCGCGGGAGGAAGCGGAGGAGGAGGAAAAGGAGAAAAGGACGUUCCCAGAGGACGCCCGUUACCAGUACCAGGCGCCGCUCAAAGGGAAGAUGCACCAGACCCGGGCCAAGAGCGACCGGCGCACCAAAUUCACCCUCUCCCUCGACGUGCCCACCAACAUCAUGAACAUCCUCUUCGACAUCGCCAAGGCUGCCGCCAAUGCCCACUUGAUGGCGCAGAUCGGGCGGCGGAAGUGA
Molecule: messenger RNA, 541 nt
Organism: Pelodiscus sinensis (Chinese soft-shelled turtle)
Lineage: Eukaryota; Metazoa; Chordata; Testudines; Trionychidae
Source: RefSeq, a predicted model, not a curated record